Messenger RNA from Malania oleifera, 1966 nucleotides. Its product is annotated as polypyrimidine tract-binding protein homolog 1. Gene Ontology annotation, cellular component: nucleus. Gene Ontology annotation, biological process: regulation of RNA splicing. NCBI's taxonomy places the organism in Eukaryota, Viridiplantae, Streptophyta, Magnoliopsida, Santalales, Ximeniaceae. The record is from RefSeq and is a predicted model, not a curated record. Gene Ontology annotation, molecular function: mRNA binding. The transcript is spliced from 10 exons. Bases 253 to 1677 code for a protein of 474 amino acids.
UUGUCAUUAUUACUGCCCCGAUUCGAGCCCGCCCCGCCGCCCCUGAGGUCGAUAAAAGCCUGGUAGGUGGGAGCAGCCACCUCGCUACUUUCUAGAUAGCCAAACAGAUCCAAAGUUACCUUUAAGUGUUCCCUUCCGAGUUGCCAAACACCAUAAACCCUAAUCCGACCAUCUACUCACAGUCCUUCGUCCACAACUUUUUGCAGGCUGAAAAGCCCAAUCUCCGAAUCAUCUCGAAACGCUAGCCGCCCGAUGUCUUCCUCCGGGCAGCCCCAGUUCCGCUACACGCAGACUCCUUCAAAGGUGCUGCAUCUGCGCAAUCUCCCCUGGGAGUGUACAGAGGAAGAGCUCAUCGAGCUCUGCAAGCCCUUCGGCAGGAUCGUCAACACCAAGUGCAAUGUUGGCGCUAACCGUAAUCAGGCCUUCGUUGAAUUUGUAGAUCUUAAUCAAGCCAUUUCAAUGGUUUCAUAUUAUGCUUCAUCUUCAGAUCCUGCCCAGGUUCGCGGUAAAACAGUUUAUAUUCAAUAUUCAAAUAGACAUGAAAUUGUCAACAACAAGAGUCCAGGAGAUGUUCCUGGAAAUGUUUUGUUGGUGACCAUAGAGGGGGUAGAAGCGGGUGAUGUGAGCAUUGAUACGAUUCACUUGGUGUUUUCUGCUUUUGGUUUUGUGCAUAAAAUUGCUACUUUUGAAAAGGCUGCUGGUUUUCAGGCAUUGAUCCAAUUCAGUGACGCUGCAACGGCAUCUUCAGCAAGGAAUGCACUAGAUGGAAGAAGUAUACCCAGGUACUUGCUGCCGGAUCGCAUCAGUUCUUGUCACCUGCGCAUAUCAUAUUCUGCCCACACUGAUCUGAAUAUUAAAUUCCAGUCCAACCGAAGCAGGGAUUAUACAAAUCCUUAUCUUCCUGUAAAUCAAACUGCAAUUGAGGGAGUAAUGCAGCCUGCUUUAGGUCCUGAUGGAAAGAAAAAAGAACCUGAGAGUAAUGUGCUGCUUGCUUCGAUUGAGAAUAUGCAAUAUGCUGUCACUGUGGAUGUUCUUCACACGGUGUUCUCUGCAUUUGGUACUGUCCAAAAAAUUGCUACAUUUGACAAGAACGGUGGAAUGCAGGCUCUGGUUCAAUAUCCUGAUGUCACGACUGCAGCUGUUGCCAAAGAUGCUUUAGAAGGUCAUAGCAUUUAUGAUGGUGGCUAUUGUAAGCUUCAUCUAUCAUUCUCUCGUCAUACUGAUCUCAAUGUAAAGGCUCACAGUGACAGAAGUAGAGAUUACACAGUCCCAGAAUCAGGUUUGCUGCCAACACAAGCCUCAGGCCUCCCCGGUGCUCCGACAGUUUGGCAGAAUCCUCAGGCUGCCCCCAUGUUUUCUGGGAAUGAGUAUACUGCUGCAGCUGCUGGGCAAGGACAGGUGCCGGCAGGACAAUUGCCAUCAUGGGAUCCAGCCAUGCAGGCAGGCAGGCAAACCUUUGUGUCGGUUCCCAGCACAUUUCCUGGUCAAACAUUUCAUGCGCCCUCUGUUUCUGCAUAUGCUACUGCAGCUACUCCACCCGGUCCAUCACUAAUUGUCCAAAGCAGCCAGACUACCCCUGGCGUGGCUUCCAUGAGAAUGGCUCAGCCAGUGGUUUCACCAAAUGUGCGACCUAGUAGUGCUUCCCGUGUCGGUCAGCCUCCUUAUUAUGGUCGGUGAGUUGAAUCUGUUACUCUUUACUUUCAAGCAGUUCGUGCAUCAAAUUCUUUUCCGAUCUUUGAAAAGAUGCGUCUCUGAAAUGCAAUAUCCUGGAAUUCAAGCUGUCUCGACUCUUUGUAAGUUUUUUGUCUUUUUUCGCAUUGACUGGACAAUGUCACCUUGUGUCUUGUGUUUCGAGUUCUAAAUGAAGCAUUGCAAUUUUGCUUGGAAAUUGUAUACUUUCUGAAAGAAGUGAAUGGAUUGUAAAUAACAAUGUCAGUCUAUCUUACUCAAUUAAGCUUCAACUCUA